Messenger RNA from Exophiala aquamarina CBS 119918, 1224 nucleotides. RefSeq lists its product as uncharacterized. Lineage: Eukaryota; Fungi; Ascomycota; Eurotiomycetes; Chaetothyriales; Herpotrichiellaceae. Gene Ontology annotation, cellular component: nucleus. The record is from RefSeq and is a predicted model, not a curated record. Gene Ontology annotation, biological process: positive regulation of transcription by RNA polymerase II. Bases 1 to 1224 code for a protein of 407 amino acids. Gene Ontology annotation, molecular function: transcription cis-regulatory region binding; DNA-binding transcription factor activity. The transcript has a single exon.
AUGACAGGGAGGAGCUCUGACGAGAUGCGGUUGCUCCAUCACUAUGUUUCUCAUGUUUCAACUCUUAUGGUGCCAGUCGAUAGCACAAGCAAUCCAUGGAAAUCAACAUACCUAGCAAUUGGGUCGCAAAAAACAACAUCGGCAGCACGCGCGCUAUAUUCAGCCACCCUGGCGCAAGCUGCUCUCCACCUGGCUCACUUGAAGGGGCCUGUACGAGGGAAAUACGAAACAGCACUUGCCGUCCAGUACAUUGGAUUGGCAAUUGGUGAACUUCGGCAGAGUUUGUAUCUACAAACGGAUGAUUAUACUAGCGUUAUGGCCGCGCUUGUGACGCUCAUCUCGGUACAGCAUAUCUUUCAGAACAACUCUCAUGGUUGGCGGGACCACUACCGAGGCGCUCUCGGUAUUGUGUCACAGUAUCUGAACAAAAGACCCUGGUUGCUAUCGUGGGAUGCUUGGAUCGUCACUCAGAGCCUUGUUCUCGGUAUCAUUUUUGCAGGAACAGCGAACUGUUCGCCCACUGUCAUCAAUAGCGACAGCUCCCAAGUACGCGUUUUACUGAUGGAUGUGAUGACUGAACCUCAGUUUGGAUGCACGGUUGGUGGCAAUGCCCGUCAUCUUGAGGCGAUCCAUAGGAUCCGCAUGCUGGAAGAGGAGAUCGCGCGGAGCGGAGGCCCAAAGACCAUUCAAUCUAUGAACCCAGAAAUCCUCGAACAAGUUUGCCAAAUCAUUCAAUGGGUGCAGGUCCUACCGACCUGUGAAGAGGGCCCUCCUACACCAGAUCAACUUAUUGACCAGGAACCCGCGUCACUGGCGCAAUCACUUGUCAAGCUCCAUUCGCAGAUCUUUGACGGAGCUGUCAUGAUCCAUUUGUGUCGCGUGGUUCUUCAGCGUCCACCGUCAGCAGUGGCAAGCUAUGUGCUUCAAGUGCUCAGCAGUGUCAUUACUUUUAUUGGCAUGGGUGGUGGUCAUGUCUCCGCCUGGCCAACUUUCAUAGCAGCUGCAGAAGCUUGUACGGAUGAAGCUCAAGCAUUAGCGAUCAGAUAUUUCAACCACAGUGAGAUGUCAUUCGCGGGCAAUCGUGUGGAUAUCUACCGCGUUGCCCGUCAAGUUUGGGCGGAUCGUGAUGCGUUAGCCUUGCAACGGCACUGCAGCCCCGGUGACAUCCAACUCGACUGGCGAGACGUCAUGGCGAAACUAGGCAUAGAUAUACUGCUGCUUUAG